Cucurbita moschata (crookneck pumpkin) is the source of this 824-nucleotide messenger RNA. RefSeq names its product transcription factor bHLH162-like. The transcript is spliced from 3 exons. Lineage: Eukaryota; Viridiplantae; Streptophyta; Magnoliopsida; Cucurbitales; Cucurbitaceae. Gene Ontology annotation, molecular function: DNA-binding transcription factor activity, RNA polymerase II-specific; RNA polymerase II transcription regulatory region sequence-specific DNA binding; protein dimerization activity. Gene Ontology annotation, cellular component: RNA polymerase II transcription regulator complex. The record is from RefSeq and is a predicted model, not a curated record. Gene Ontology annotation, biological process: regulation of transcription by RNA polymerase II. Bases 42 to 683 code for a protein of 213 amino acids.
GUUUUAACGUUGUUUGUGUCUGAAAUUUCAGUGAUUAUUCGAUGGAGAGAGGUCGGGAAGCAGCUGGGAACCAACAAAAUGGAAGCACUAACAAGGUUGAAAGAAAGGUUUUGGAGAAGAAUCGAAGAAACCAGAUGAAAUUGCUGUAUUCCAAGCUCAAUUCUCUCCUCCCACCCAAUCAAUCCACUGAUUCGCCAUUGACGGUGUUGGAUCAGAUAGAGGAGGCAAUUAAGUACAUACAAUCACUUACCGUCAAGCUCGACAAAGUCAAGGAGAAGAAGAAGAGAAUUCUUAUGUCGGCGCCGACGAGGAGCCCGAGUAGUAACCUACCGGAAUUGAAAAUCAAAGAGAUGGGUUCCGCUGUUGAGGUUGUUUUCAUGACGGAAUUGAAUGAUCGGUUCUUAUUUUAUGAGAUUAUUCGCAUCUUCCAUGAGGAGCGAGCCGAGAUCAUCAAUGCUACUUAUUCUGUUCUCGAUGACACCGUCCUUUACUCGCUCCAUGCUGAGAUUGAAGACGUGAUGUACGCGUUCGGAGCGACCAAACUAACGGAGAGGCUGAAAAGGUUAGCUUAUGAAUGGAAGAGUGAUGCAGAACAGCAGGCUGCAGGAGCUUCUUCCAGUGGUUAUGGUGGAAGCCAUCCGUCGGAGGACACUCCGACGGCGAGAUACGGUGGCUGUUUUUAGAGCCACAAGAUUGAUUGGAAGCCAAUUGGAAGACUUCAGGAGAUUUCGAGUGGAUAGGGAAAUGGUCGAUGGACCACCCAUUAUUUUAAGCGUUAUUAUUAUUAUUAUUAAAAAAAAAAAAGCUAUAAAUCGAGUUUCGUA